Arthroderma uncinatum is the source of this 1257-nucleotide messenger RNA. Its product is annotated as TPR repeat protein. Gene Ontology annotation, molecular function: Hsp90 protein binding. The record is from RefSeq and is a predicted model, not a curated record. The transcript has 3 exons. Gene Ontology annotation, biological process: protein folding. Bases 1 to 1257 code for a protein of 418 amino acids. Lineage: Eukaryota; Fungi; Ascomycota; Eurotiomycetes; Onygenales; Arthrodermataceae.
AUGGGCCGCAUAGAAGAGCUUCCAGAUGAUUUUGAUGAAUCCCUAGACCUCAACAAGGAGCCCAUAUUCACCCCGCCAGCAGCGAAAGAACCGUCCUUCCUACCGUCUGGCGAAACUCCCUUUGGGAUAAAGCAAGAUGCCCUGCCUAGGGAGAAGUCCACUACUCCGGCUAUGCCGCCGGCCAUGGAGUCGGUCAAGUCUCACACCGCAGACGAGAUCAUAGCGCUUAUGAACCAGACCCCGCUAUUCAUGACGGAUGUUGAUAAAGCACUGCAAGCUGAAGGCGAAAACGUACAGCUAGACGCAAUCCGCGCCCUCCAGAACGAAGGCACACGAGCAGACAAUGCACAGCGGUUCCGCGAAAAUGGUAACGAAUUUGCAAAGACGAAGCAGUGGAAGGACGCAAAGGAGUGCUAUACCAAGGGAAUAUCGACCUUGACCAUGGACAAUAACUGGGAGGAACCCGAGGAUCCCAAGGUUGAGGCACAACGGUUACGGGAGGUCGAAGAAGCUGAGCAGAUUGAGGCUGAUAUUGGGGUAGAAAAUUACAGAUCUACCACCCUCGACUGUGCAGCGACGUUAAAGCUCAACCCAAAGAAUGUCAAGGCAUUCUACCGCUCGGCUGCUGCCCUACUCGCGCUUGAUAAGGUUGUCGAGGCGGACGAUGCGUGCAUGAGAGGUCUUCAUCUUGACAAGUCGAACCAGCCUCUACAAACGCUGUCAAAGAAGAUAGCGACGCGGAGGGCGGAGCUCGAUAAGAUCGCUGCCCGUAAGCGAGCGGAGGAAGAACAUGCACAGAAAGUACGGCUCACUCUCAGCACCGCUCUGAGGGCUCGUGAGAUUACCGUGCGAGAAACGGCGCAACCACCCGAUAUGGAAGACGCGGUUAUGAAACUCUCUCCUGACCCGCUGUCGGCUGAAAGCACGAUCGUAUUUCCCUGCGUUUUACUUUACCCGAUGCACGCACAGUCCGAUUUUAUCAAGGAGUUUGCUGAAACAGACACCAUCGCCCAUCACCUCAAGUAUAUCCUCCCAUUACCCUGGGACACAAAGGGAGAAUAUACUAUUGGGUCUGUCGAUUGCUACAUAGAGACAGCUAAUGGUGGGAUGAUCAAACCUGGGAAGAAGGUUUCGUUGCUCGCGAUCCUGAGCGGCGGGAAAGUCGAGAUUGUUGACGGUCUGGUGAGGAUCAACGUCGUACCAACAAAGAUGGCAGGCAAGUGGAUUGCGGAAAUGAAGGCAAGGAAAAAUGCAUGA